UUCCUCUCAGAAGGAACCAGAAGUCAGCCUUUCAACGCAUUUGGAGAUUGCUAAAGGAUUGGAUGCAAGCAUUCACUUUCCCAACAUGGAGAAGCUGGAGAGAAUUCACCCAAACAGGCAAGCGAUUCCUUUCCUUUUUAUGCUGGUUUUGGUUCAGGUUUGCAGUGAGCCAACAACUCGAUACUCUAUCCUGGAGGAAACAGAAAGUGGGUCCUUUGUAGCCCAUCUGGCCAAGGAUCUGGGCCUGAGUUCUGGGGACCUGAGUGCCCGGUCUGCACGGGUGGUGUCUGAUGAUUACAAGCAGCGACUGCUGCUGGAUCCCGUGACUGGGGAUCUGCUUCUGAGGGAGAAACUAGACCGGGAAGAGCUGUGUGCCUCUGUGGAUCCCUGUGUGCUGCAUUUCCAGGUGUCCCUUGAAAAGCCAGUGCAAUAUUUUCAAGGAGAAUUAUUGAUCCAGGACAUAAAUGACCACUCACCAGAAUUCCCAGAAAGGGAAAUGCUCUUGAAAAUACCAGAAAACAGCCAGCCAGGCACUCUGUUACCACUGAAUUUAGCCCAGGACUUGGACGUGGGCAGCAAUGGGUUACAACAAUACACAGUCAGCCCCAACUCACAUUUUCAUGUCCUCACUCGAAAUAACAGUAAAGGCAAGAAAUACCCAGAGUUGGUGCAGGACAGAGCCCUGGACAGAGAGGAACAGGCAGAGCUGAGCUUGACCCUCACAGCUCUGGAUGGUGGCUCUCCACCUAGGUCAGGAACAGCCAUGGUUCGAAUCCUAAUCCUGGACAUCAAUGACAAUGCCCCCAAAUUUGUGAACAUCCCCUAUGAGGUGCAGGUCCUGGAGAGCAGUCCCCCAGGCUCCCCAGUCCUGACUGUCCUAGCACAGGAUGCAGAUGCUGGCAACUUUGGGAGAGUUUCCUAUGGCUUGUUCCAAGCAUCAGAUGAAAUUCAACAAACUUUCUCAAUAAAUGAAGUCACAGGAGAAAUACGACUGAAAAAGGAAUUGGAUUUUGAAAAGAUUAAAUCUUACCACGUGAAAAUCGAGGCCACAGAUGGAGGAGGUCUUUCUGGGAAGGGAGAGGUGGUGAUAGAGGUGGUGGAUGUGAACGACAAUGCCCCAGAGCUGACCAUAUCUUCACUGACAAGCUCAGUCCCAGAAAAUGCUCCUGAGACCAUAAUCAGCAUCUUCAGAGUUGGAGACAGGGAUUCUGGAGAGAAUGGAAAGGUUGUUUGUUCUAUUCCAGAAAACCUGCCAUUCAUCCUAAAAUCCACUUUCAAGAAUUUCUACACUCUGGUGACAGAGAGUCCACUGGACAGAGAGAGCAGAGCUGAGUACAACAUCACCAUCACAGUCACCGACAUGGGCACACCCAGGCUCACAACCCAGCACACCAUAACUGUGCAGGUGUCUGACGACAACGACAAUGCCCCCGCUUUCACCCAAACCUCCUACACCCUGUUUGUCCAGGAGAACAACAGCCCCGCCCUGCACAUAGGCACCAUCAGUACCACAGACUCAGACUCAGGCUCCAAUGCCCACAUCACCUACUCUCUCCUGCCCACCCAAGACCCGCAACUUGCUCUAUCCUCGCUCAUCUCCAUCAACGCUGACAACGGACAGAUUUUCGCUCUCAGAGCACUGGACUAUGAGACCCUGCAGACCUUCGAGUUCCAGGUGGGCGCCAUUGACCAAGGCUCUCCUGCGCUCAGCAGCCAGGCACUGGUGCGUGUGCUGGUGCUGGACGCCAACGACAAUGCGCCCUUCGUGCUCUACCCGCUGCAGAACGCCUCUGCACCCUGCACAGAGCUGCUGCCCAGGGCGGCAAAGCCAGGCUACCUGGUCACCAAGGUGGUGGCAGUGGACCGCGACUCUGGACAGAAUGCCUGGCUGUCCUUCCAGCUGCUCAAGGCCACACAACCCGGGCUGUUCAGCGUGUGGGCUCACAAUGGCGAGGUGCGCACCUCCAGGUUGCUGAGUGAGCGCGAUGCUUCCAAGCACAGGCUGCUGCUGCUGGUCAAGGACAAUGGAGAUCCUCCAAGGUCUGCCAGUGUCACUCUGCAUGUGCUGCUGGUGGAUGGCUUCUCUCAGCCCUACCUGCCUCUGCCAGAGGUGGCGCACGACCCCGCGCAUGACAAUGAAGAUUUGCUCACAUUGUACCUGGUCAUUGCCUUGGCUUCUGUGUCUUCCAUCUUCCUCUUGUCUGUGCUGCUGUUCGUGGGGGUGAGGCUGUGCAGGAGGGCCAGGGCGGCCUCUCUGGGUGGCUGCUCUGUGCCUGAGGGACACUUUCCUGGUCACCUGGUGGAUGUCAGCGGCACUGGGACCCUGUCCCAGAGCUACCAGUAUGAGGUAUGUUUAACUGGGGACUCUGGGACUGGUGAGUUCAAGUUCCUCAAACCUAUGAUCCCAGAGCUGUUGGUUCAGGAUCCUGGGAGAGAACUUAAAGAAAAUCUCCACUGCAGGGAUAGCUUUGUGUUCAGCUGAAUCGUAGGUUCUCAACCUAUGGAUCUGGACCCCUUCUGGAUAUGAAUGACCCUUUCACAGGGGUUGCAUAUCAGAUAUUUACAUUAUGAGUCAUAACAGUAGUAAAAUUACAGUUAUGAAGUAGCAACAAAAUAAUUUUAUGGUACCAGGUCACCACAACAUGAGGAAAUGUAUUAAAGGGUCACAGUAUUAGGGAGGUUGAGAACCACCGAACUAAGUAAUAUGAACUCCUAAGUGUUGUACAAUUCUUACCUUUUAAGAAUGAUCUUUUAACGAAGUUCUCCACUGGUCUAACCUGCUUGCAUCCUUAAUUGCACUGAUAGUUUCUUUUUUAUUGGCAUGAAGGUACUAGGCUUUUAGUUGUACUAAGCAUAUUUCAUAUAUUUCUCCACAUAUGGGUAUCACUUGGUGAUUAAUACUCCCACCACCCUAAAUAACCCAAACAGCAUAAUGUUUUCUUUGAAUUAUACACCUAAAUGAUCUUCUGAGACAUUUGACUGCUCUCAAAAUAUGGUACAAUUCAUACAAAUUUGUGGCUCCUGCCCUUUCCAUGUAAUUUCAUCUUUUCAAAGAUUGAUUGUUUAAAAUUACUUAUGUUGACUGGUUCUUUCUGCAUGAAUGGAAAGCCACAUUACAUCAUGUUCACUUUCAGGCUAAGUGCCUUGAAUAGUCAAUUCAUAAAAUGUAAAGUGUAUAUCAAUGUACACAAGGGUUGUGACACUUUUUGUUUGUGAAAAUCAUGCAUGCUAAGGGUCCUAUUUACUUGGUUGCAAGUAUUCUGGAAAUAACACUGCUAAAGUUUUGAAUUCUUAUUUGAUGAAAAAU
Molecule: messenger RNA, 3307 nt
Organism: Peromyscus eremicus (cactus mouse)
Lineage: Eukaryota; Metazoa; Chordata; Mammalia; Rodentia; Cricetidae
Product: protocadherin beta-4-like
Exons: 1
Coding region: 86-2482 (798 amino acids)
Biological process (GO): homophilic cell-cell adhesion
Cellular component (GO): plasma membrane
Molecular function (GO): calcium ion binding
Source: RefSeq, a predicted model, not a curated record